CUUUUCCAAAACUCCUCUGUCCUCAUCGGAGAGAAGGAUCCAUCCGAGAGCAUCAUCGAUGGCCCAGCUCCAGGGGGAGCAGAGAUAUUGGUUUGUGCAGAGGAGAGGAGCAGCGUGAUCUGUUUGUGUACCAUAACUCAGGGCCACAGUGAGCAGAGCCAUGCCUCCUCCCGCAGACAUCGUGAAGGUGGCUAUUGAGUGGCCAGGUGCAAACGCUCAGCUCAUCGAAAUGGACCAGAAAAGAGCGCUGUCUUCAAUAAUACGGGAGGUGUGUGACGGUUGGUCUCUGUCUGGCUCAGAGCAGUUUGCCUUGCGUUACGCCGAUGGUCCUCAGCUCUACAUCACUGAACAGACUCGAGGAGAGAUCAAGAAUGGUACUAUCCUCCGAUUAGCUAUUUCACCUGGCCGAGCGGCGCGUCAGCUCCUGGAGAGGAUUCAGUCCCAUGGGAUCGACGCUCGUCUGGAGGCUCUGAAAGAACUGGCCAAACUGUCAGCUGACCCCACCUUCGCCGCAGAGUUCAUCAACAUGGAGGGCAUCGGGACCCUGGCACGCCUGGUCGAGAGCGGGACACACAGUUUUGGCGAGAUGCUGGCCUUCACUCUCACUGCAUUUCUGGAGCUGAUGGACCACGGCAUCGUCUCCUGGGACCUCAUCUCUCUGUCAUUCAUCAAACAGAUCGCUGGAUACGUGAACCAGCCCAUGGUGGAUGUGUCGAUCCUGCAGCGCUCUCUGGCCAUUCUGGAGAGCAUGGUCCUGAACAGCCACAGCCUCUACCACCGGGUGGCGCAAGAGAUCACCGUGGGACAGCUCAUCGGGCACCUGCAAGUGUCGAAUCAGGAGAUCCAGACGUAUGCCAUCGCUCUGAUUAACGCACUGUUCCUGAAGGCACCAGAGGACAGAAGACAGAAUGCGGACUACUCUAAUGCACUGGAGUGUUACCUCACUGAAAUGGCGAGCACUUUGGCCCAGAAGCACCUGCGAUCCAUCAUCCUCAAUCACGUCAUCAGAGGAAACCGACCAAUCAAAGCCGAGAUGGCUCACCAGCUCUAUGUGCUCCAAGUGCUGACCUUUAACCUUCUGGAGGAGAGGAUGAUGACCAAAAUGGACCCCAAUGACCAGACUCAGAGAGACAUCAUAUUCGAGCUGCGCAGAAUUGCCUUUGACGGAGAGAACGACCCGACAGGGACAGAGAAGAGGAAGGCCAUGUACAGCAAAGACUAUAAGAUGCUGGGCUUCACGAACCAUGUGAACCCGGCGUUGGACUUCACUCAGACUCCUCCAGGGAUGUUGGCUCUGGACAACAUGCUGUACCUCGCCAAAGUGCACCAAGACACUUACAUCAGGAUCGUUCUGGAGAACAGCAGUCGUGAGGACAAACAUGAAUGCCCCUUCGGCCGCUGUGCUAUUGAACUGACCCGAAUGCUCUGUGAGAUUCUUCAGGUUGGAGAGUUACCAAACGAAGGCUGUAAUGAUUACCACCCAAUGUUUUUCACUCACGAUCGGGCCUGGGAGGAGUUCUUCUGUGUCUGUAUUCAACUGCUCAACAAAACAUGGAAGGAGAUGAGAGCCACCGCCGAAGACUUUAACAAGGUGAUGCAGGUGGUGAGGGAGCAGAUCACUCGGGCUCUGGCCAUGAAGCCGUCGUCUUUGGACCAACUCAAAAACAAACUCAGAGGCUUAAACUAUUCAGAAAUCCUUCGUCUACGCCAGUCUGAACGCAUGAGCCAGGAUGACUUCCAGUCCCCUCCGAUCAUUGAGUUGCGUGAGAGGAUUCAGCCUGAGAUCCUUGAGCUGAUCAAACAGCAGCGACUGAACCGUCUGUGUGAGGGCAGCUGCUUCAGGAAACUGGGAAACAGGAGAAGACAAGAGAAGUUCUGGUUCUGUCGCCUCUCGUUGAAUCACAAAAUGCUGCACUACGGAGACCUGGACGAGUCUCCUCAGGGCGAAGUGCCUUUUGAGCUGCUCAGUGACAAGAUCCCAGUGUCUGAUAUAAAGUCUGUGGUCACUGGAAAAGACUGUCCCCACAUGAAGGAGAAGAGUGCUCUCAAACAGAACAAGGAGGUGCUGGAGUUGGCCUUCUCUGUUCUGUAUGACCCUGAUGAGACGCUCAACUUUGUGGCACCAAAUAAAUAUGAGUACUGCAUCUGGACUGACGGGCUGUGUGCGCUGCUGGGGAGGGAGAUGGGCAGUGACCUGACACGCUCAGACCUGGACACUCUGAUCAGUAUGGAGAUGAAGCUCCGCCUCCUUGACCUCGAAAAUAUCACCAUCCCAGAAGCCCCGCCCCCUGUGCCCAAAGAGCCCAGCUCCUACAACUUCAACUACAACUAUAGCUGAAACAAAUGGACUAGAUUUAACUACAACUACAGCUGAGAAAUACAACUUCAACUUAGGCCUGUCACGAUAAUUACUAUAUCGACUCAAGAUAUGAAAGCUGGGACAAUAUUUUUUGGGACUAGUGGAGAUUUUUUGGUUAAUUUUUGUAGUACUAUAAGAUUGGAGGAUUGAACAUGUAACUUCAAUGCAACUUUAUCCAAAUUGCACGUUUAUAAUAGGUUUUGGGGUUAAUCCUGUUUAAGGGUUAUUGUGUCAGUGGCAUAAUUAAGGUCUUUUUCACACAUGUGAGUGGCUCUGUGGAGCCCCAAGUGGCACUGGGUUUAGUCUUGUUUACUUUUGGGUUGGUCUUAUUCACACACACUGUACGUCAUUCACCCCAAACACGAUGAGCCACGUGAGAGUGCAUCUACUGAUCAAAGAACUUAUCUUUACGACAACGCGCUUCAAGCAAACAGCCACAUGAACACGCACACGCUCGCUUCCCUGUACACAGUGGUCUUUUCUUUCACCUGUGCAGACAGAUCCAGGCCCAGGCUUUUACUGUCACAGCAGGUUGGCCUCAUUCAUACCACAAUCGCCCCGCUCCAGAGGGAAUCAGAGUGCGACUGUUGGGUUCACACCGACCCAAGAACCACUCUCGGAGCGAAUACUCUUGUACAUAAACUUGACUAGUGCCAGUGUGAAAACAACCUUAGUUUUAAUAUUAUCGUUUAUCGUCUACAUUUUCUUAUAUUGAACUUUAAAGUUUGUUAUCGUGACAGGUCUACUUCAACUUCAGCUACAACUUCGACUGCAACUUCAACUACAACUACAACUACACCUGGACAAACAAUGGACUAGAGGUUUAACUACAACUGAAGUUUAAAAAUACAACAACAGAUGAAAAAAUCUAUUACGAGCUAAAAGUACAAGUAAAGCUGAAAAGUCAACUACAGCUACAACUGGAACUAAAAAUUAAAAAUGUUUUAAUACUUUUUAAAAGUACAACUUAAACUACAACAACAACAAAAAUCACAACUGAAAAAAACAACCACAACUUCCACUAUAACUGAAACUGAAACCUAAAAAAGAAAUGCUACAACUUCAAGUACAGCUGAAAAAAUAUUUCAACUGUAAGAGUUAGAAAUGUUACCAAGACAACCGCCACAAUCUACUUUAAAUAAGAAAAUAUGUACUCAGAUCAAGAAAAACGUAUUUACGUUUAACUGAAAAUACAACUAUAACUAAACUACAACUAUGAUAAAAAACAAGCCAUUUACCUUCAUGUUUUGUCUAGUCACAGAACAAAAUGUCCAAUAGAACAAUCUACUUAAAAUAAGAAAAAUAAAAUAUCUACGCAAGUCAAUAAUUAAUUUUCUUGAAAUGUUAAAAUGGUGGACUAAUUAAAAGUAACAGCCAAAAACUGUAUCCAAUAGACACAUAUAAAACACAUACAAGCAAAUGAGUUCAUGUUGCUUGUUUAGCUUUAGAGAGCAGCGGUGUAGAGUAAGGACCUCAUUGACCAAUAGGGCUGGAUCCAUUUUUGAAAUCUAAUUUCUGAACCUGAUGCUCGAAAACACAUUUUUAAUACCUGUGAGGAGUCAGUCAUUAGAUUCGAAACAUAAAUCAGAAUAGUACUUUAAAUAUAAGUACUUAUUUGUGUUUUCUUCAAUACCAAAAUAUUUGAUCAAAGUACCCAGUCCUGUCAGUCCUAUGUGUCUUUGAAUGUUUUAAAUACUAUCUAAAGUUUUAAUUCAGUAGUACUAUUACUUUUUCCACAGGUCACAGGAAGAUGUUGUCUUUUUUAUUAUAUAUUUUAAAUACUGUGACAGUAAAAGAACAAACUAGACAAAGAUCUUAGACCAGAGAAAAUAGAAGUUACGAAUGUAACUGUGGUUCUAUGAAUUCUGCAUGUCCAGAGUCAUCAGAGCUUUAGCGCCACCCUCUGGUGUUCAGUGGGAUAAAAUAAAACUACAUUUCAGAACAUUUAUGGCCAUUUUCAUAUGUUUGUAAGUUUACUACUGUCUGGUGCCAAUUCAUUUUAGCACUACUUUUAAAUCAUUUUAAAUAGUUUUAUGAUUGUUAUUAACAGGGUUUAUUCUGAAAAACUGGAACGGGCAUGAUAAAAACAAGUAUAAGAUUUAUGCCAAAAAUUUGCACUGGAACAUUCCCCUGAAUAUAAGGAAAAGGUACAUAAGACCACACUGGUGAGAGUUAUCCUGGCCUAGUUUGAAGUUUUGUAAAACUAAAAUAUGAAUUACAAUAGUAAAAAUAAUCGUGUUUUGCUGAUGCUGUCGAUAUAUGGCUGCUUGCUGGAUGUAUUAAAAGUCUCAGAAAAGCAACAAGAAAUGAAGACAAAUUCUAUGAAGUUCUGAAUGAACCGUAUAAAACAACCACAACAGUUUGAAUGAUCUCUCUUAUCUCUAUGAAGAAAUAGAUUUAUAUUUUUGUAACUCACCAUUAUCGGAAGAGUUUAACAUUUAACAAGCAUUACCGUAUCUAUUAUUACUAUUUAAAAAAUGUAUUUCCAUUUUCAUUUAAAAACCUUUUGCCAGCAGCUAAUAAUGAUGUCAGUGUUAUUGUUCUAUACAGUUAAUGGUGGUUCGUGCGAAGAUAAAUUGUUUUUCUAAUGUUUUAAAUGUCUACAAACCAUUUUAUACUCCAUAGGACCAUUUAAAACUGCAGUAACUUCUGUAGUAUCUGAUAUUAUGUGGGAUGUACUAACCAUGACUUGAAUCUAUCGCUCUUUUUCAUAAGAUAUUUAUUUAGUGGAGGUGGAGACAGAAGAGAAGUAACAUAGAAGUGAAUAGUAUUUUAUGUAUAUACAGUCUUGUGAUGCCUUAUUGCAGAAAAUGUAAAAUGUUUUGUGUGAAUAAAUGCAGAGUCUAACUAAA
Periophthalmus magnuspinnatus is the source of this 5211-nucleotide messenger RNA. It is a transcript of the gene elmo2, whose product is annotated as engulfment and cell motility 2. The coding region runs from base 161 to 2338 and encodes 725 amino acids. The transcript is spliced from 23 exons. Gene Ontology annotation, biological process: cell motility; actin filament organization. The record is from RefSeq and is a predicted model, not a curated record. Lineage: Eukaryota; Metazoa; Chordata; Actinopteri; Gobiiformes; Gobiidae.